Molecule: messenger RNA, 1516 nt
Organism: Oreochromis niloticus (Nile tilapia)
Lineage: Eukaryota; Metazoa; Chordata; Actinopteri; Cichliformes; Cichlidae
Product: zinc finger protein 708-like
Biological process (GO): regulation of transcription by RNA polymerase II
Cellular component (GO): nucleus
Molecular function (GO): DNA-binding transcription activator activity, RNA polymerase II-specific; RNA polymerase II cis-regulatory region sequence-specific DNA binding
Source: RefSeq, a predicted model, not a curated record
AACGUGGAUCGAGAAGUCAGCGCUCUCAGGAGGCCGACAAUUUUGUUGAAGAAAGAAGUGGAAGAAAAAAAUACAACCGUGACGAGUUUGGGAAAGAUUUUACUGUGAAAGCUUCCCUAAAAAUGCAUCAAGUUAUCCACACCGGAGAGAGACCAUUCAGCUGUGGAGACUGUGGAGAGUCUUUUACCAGGUCUGCAAGCUUAAAAAGACACCAACUGAUCCACAGUGGAGAGAGACCGUUCAGCUGUGGAGACUGUGGAGAGUCUUUUACCAGGUCUGGACACUUAAAAACACACCAACUGAUCCACAGUGGAGAGAGACCGUUCAGCUGUGGAGACUGUGGAAAGUCUUUUACCACGUCUGGACACUUAAAAACACACCAACUGAUCCACAGUGGAGAGAGGCCGUUCAGCUGUGACGAGUGUGGAAAGUCUUUUACCAGGUCUGGAAACUUAAAAACACACAAACUCAUCCACAGUGGAGAGAGACCGUUCAGCUGUGACGAGUGUGGAAAGUCUUUUACCAGGUCUGGAAAGUUAAAAACACACAAACUCAUCCACAGUGGAGAGAGACCGUUCAGCUGUGACGAGUGUGGAAAGUCUUUUACCAGGUCUGGAAAGUUAAAAACACACAAACUCAUCCACAGUGGAGAGAGACCGUUCAGCUGUGACGAGUGUGGAAAGUCUUUUACCAGGUCUGGAAAGUUAAAAACACACAAACUCAUCCACAGUGGAGAGAGACCGUUCAGCUGUGACGAGUGUGGAAAGUCUUUUAUCCACUCUGGAAGCUUAAAAACACACAAACUCAUCCACACUGGAGAGAGACCGUUCAGCUGUGGAGACUGUGGAAAGUCUUUUACCGAGUCUGGAAGCUUAAAAAGACACCAACUAAUCCACACUGGAGAGAGACCGUUCAGCUGUGGAGACUGUGGAAAGUCUUUUACGCGCAUUUCACACUUAAAAUCACAUCAACUCAUCCACAGUGGAGAGAGACCGUUCAGCUGUGACGAGUGUGGAAAGUCUUUUAUCCACUCUGGAAGCUUAAAAACACACAAACUCAUCCACACUGGAGAGAGACCGUUCAGCUGUGGAGACUGUGGAAAGUCUUUUACCGAGUCUGGAAGCUUAAAAACACACAAACGCAUCCACACUGGAGAGAGACCGUUCAGCUGUGACGAGUGUGGAAAGUCUUUUGCCCACUCUGGAAGCUUAAAAACACACAAACUCAUCCACACUGGAGAGAGACCGUUCAGCUGUGGAGACUGUGGAAAGUCUUUUACCGAGUCUGGAAGCUUAAAAAGACACCAACUAAUCACACUGGAGAGAGACCGUUCAGCUGUGGAGACUGUGGAAAGUCUUUUACGAGCAUUUCACACUUAAAAUCACAUCAACUCAUCCACAGUGGAGUUAAAGCGUACACCUGUGAUCAGUGUGGCAGAGCUUUUACUCACAGUUACAGCUUACAGAAUCAUCUAGUUACCCACUCUGGAAUUAAGGCGUACAGCUGUGACAUUUGU